This is a messenger RNA of Scylla paramamosain (green mud crab), 7265 nucleotides long. RefSeq lists its product as uncharacterized. Lineage: Eukaryota; Metazoa; Arthropoda; Malacostraca; Decapoda; Portunidae. The transcript has 16 exons. The record is from RefSeq and is a predicted model, not a curated record. Gene Ontology annotation, molecular function: protein binding. Bases 168 to 3122 code for a protein of 984 amino acids. Gene Ontology annotation, cellular component: cytosol.
CUGCGUCCCUCCUCGGACGAAAUGCCUCCCGCCGCCACCAGCCCGGGCAGCACCUCUUCCAGCAGCGCCCCCGUCACGCGCCGCGGGGAGGCGCCGCCACCACCGACACCACCUCCGGCAGUAAGGUAGUAGAACCUCUCCCGCCCCCGAAGCCGCCAAGACGGUCCAUGUGCCCGCCCUCCCCCACCCCGGACUCCACCGAGCAGGACCAAGGCACCUACGAGGCCAUCUUCUUCAAGGGACAGGACCAGUCUGACUAUGAUAAUGUGGAGACUUCUGAUUAUGAAAACGUGGACGUGCAGCAGAAGCAGCAGCUGCAGCCGCCGCCGCCUCAGCCCAUACACAGCCGGACCCGCUCCAGCUCGGCCACCUUCACCCACUCCCACACCCACGACAGCUCAGAUUCAGAUUAUGACACCCCGCGACCCAUACAACCAGCCCACGCCCAUUCCAACCGGAUGUACAGCACAAUAUCCUUCAAGCCAGUCAAGAGUCGCCGCACCUCCAAGAUGAAGGACGCGGGCCACGUGUACGAGAACACCAUUCACCGAUACGAGAACCUCACUGCGGGGGGCCGCUACCACACUCUGCGGGAGAGAGACCACCACCAUCACCACCCCCACAGGGACCACCGCGAGCAGGACUUUCGAGACCGCGAGCACAGAGGAGGUGGUGGUGGUGGUGGGGGUAGCUGGGGUAGUGGUGGUGGGGGUAGUGGUGGAGGUGGAGAACAACGUGACACCAAAGACAGUAGAGAAGGAAAGCAUCACCAGCAGCCUCCGACCUCUUCGCACCACCCCCACCAUCACCACCACCACCUGCACCACAAUGAGAACCUCCUCAACCAGGACAACGCAAGAGACCACCACCAGCACCCUCACCACCACAGAAACGAGACCACCACCGCCUCGCUCAGAGAUCGCAACGAGAACCUGCGAGAUCGCAUUGCCCUCACGCUUCCCCGACGUCCUCGCGCCGCCACCGCCUUCAGCAGGAGUACCGUGUCGCGGGCUGACUCUUCCGAGGACUCUGAUGGGGACCACAGACCGUUGUCUUUAGAGCUGCGCGAGGCCCGAGCCAAGCAGGAGAAGCGGCCGUCACGGGACAUCGAGACCGAGACCGAGCCGGAGGAAGUGUUGGCGCUCGAGGCUGGGGGGUCGUCCUGCUCCCUGUCCUCGGUCUCUGCCUCCCUCUCGGACCGGAGUGUCUCGACUGAUCACAUCGAGGAGGUGAAGAGCGACAUCCCCUUCGCUGGUCUGUUCCGAGGCAGCGUCAUCACCCCCAUGGAGGGACCCGAAGUGGUGUCUGCGUUAGAACGCCCGCGCUCUCUUACUACCGGCUCCGGCCUCAGACCUUCCCUGGACAGAGGAUGUCGCAACAGCAUGCCAUCCGGGAGGGAGCAAGGCGGAAGCGGCGGCAGCAGCGGGUCAGGCGGCGUUGGCCUCCUGUCGCCGCUAGAGGAGGCCGAGGAAUGGGCGAGGAUCAACGACAUCAUGGCUAGCUUCGGCGGCGGACUGGCGCGGGAGAGCGUGUUCAUGGCUGAGCUGGAGCACGAGUUUCAGACCAGAUUGGGCCUGUCCCUGUCCCCAUCACAGCAGGGUUUUGGUCUCCUCACGGGCGGUGACGGUGUGGGCGUGAGCGUGGGCGUGCUGGAGAGUGGCGACAAGACGGUGGGUGGGUGGCUGCGGGCGCUGGGCCUUCCGCAGUACGAGGACGUGUUCGUGGCGCAAGGCUAUGACGACACAGACUUUAUGAACGGAGGCAUCCUGGAGUCUGGUGAUCUGCGGGAGCUUGGCAUCACCCAGGCCAGCCACGUACAGGCCCUGGGGGAGGCGGUGUCUCAGCUGCCCACACCCUUCUCUGGACCCCAGGCCUCAUACACUCUCCCAGACACUGUGGAUGCCUGGCUUGAGUCCAUCCGGCUGCCUCAGUACUCACAGAUUUUCCACAAGAAUGGUUUUGGAGAGAUGGAGCGAGUGAGGAAGGUGUGGGAGAUUGAGCUCACCACAGUACUUGAGAUCACUCGGCCCGGCCACCGAAAGAGAAUCCUUGCAUCACUUGGGGAGCGGCCACUGGAGCCUGAGCUGCCACCAGCACUCAACCCCCACGACCUGAGCCUGGAGCUUAGCAAACUGAACUCUGAUAUCUCCCAGCUAAAGGAACAGCUACUCAAUGACCUGCCCUCCUCCACGAGCCGAGAGAGGCGUCCCCCUGAGAGCACCAGCAACACCAUCCGGCGGUCUGGCACCAAAAAGCGCAGUGCCCCUCAGCCGCCUGCCAAAAAUUAUUUUGUGGUCAGCAGAGCACCCAGAGCCCAGCCCAGCAUGGACAUGCAAGGUGGCAGUGAACAGCUGAGCCACCUGCCCAUCAGGGACCCCUCCCAGUUGGUGGUGGGGGCACCCAACACCCUCCACACCACCUGGAAACACCAUCCCACUGCUCUGGUCUCUGCCAGUGUUCAGUACAUUGCACAGUACUUGGGUUCAACUCAUGUCAAGGAGUUGAAAGGAACAGAGUCUACCAUGAAGUCUAUUCAGAAGCUGAAAAAGACACCAACUGAUGGGACAAAGGUGCCAAAGAUCAUCCUAUCUGUGUCCUUCCGUGGAGUGAAGUUCAUGGAAUACAACACACAGAGUUUGGUUUGUGAACAUGAGAUCCGCAACAUCCACUGUGCCUGUCAGGACGCUGAGGACUUGUCACACUUUGCCUACAUCACCAAAGACUUGGAGACAAAGGGACAUUAUUGUCAUGUGUUCAGAGUACAAACUAGGGAGUUAGCUACCGAGAUCAUCCUUACCCUUGGGGAGGCGUUUGAGGUGGCAUACCAGCUGGCUCUGCGGGAGCAGCCUUACACUAACCAGUCUGACGAGCAGAAGCUGGCACAUGGCCACACCAGGUCCAAGUCAGAACAUCUACGGGGCAGCCGCACCCUCUCCAAUGGGUCCUCCCACACCAGAUCACAUUCCACGGUGCCCCAGCAGAUGUCCAUCGGGGGGGUUUCCAGCAGCUCGGCAGAAAAUCUACUGUCAGAUUCAGGCAACGGGUCUGAAAAAGAGUGUGGCUCUAGAAGAGACUCGCUUAGCUCAGUACCAUCAAAUCAGAGCCAGAUGAAUGGAUCUUAGUAAUCCCCAAAGCUGUGUUGUAAGGAGGAUAGAAGAGUCAUGUGUUCACAAGUAGCUCCACUGUCUGGUGGUGGAGGUAGAAGAUGCUCAUAGAGGAUGCUCCUCACGCCGUCAUGGGGUUCCCUCACUAUAUGGUUGUGGUCAAGACAACAUGAUGCAGAAGGGUGAGACAUGAUGACGUAAACACAUGCUCUUCGUGGCUUCUCGGGAAACUGACAACACAGUGAUUGUGGAUGUAUACUCAAAAGUCUAUUUCCCUGAGACUCAGUAUUACUACAGACUUAUACAGGAAACCUGUUUCUUAUCCAAGGACUUUAAAAAAUUCCAGUGUUAUCCUGUUUCUAUGUUUAUCAUUUAAUGGAGCUCAGCUAUUGAUGUUUGACUCGUAAGAUAACAGAAGAGAUACUUUAUAUGUGUGUGGAUGACUUUAUCUAUGUGUUAACAUGGAAAAACUGGUAUGCAGUAUUCAAUACUGAUGAGACACUCUUGCUAAAUGUGCUAUAUAUGACUGGUCUUCGAAGUGUACACAUGAAUGGGUGACAGGGAAGUGACUGUAAUGCAAUGGUCUCCAAGAGAACCCACACAACCUGAGAUUGCAACAGUAAGAUAUAUGUGAAAGCAUAGAAAGUAUUAAUAACUUGUGUUAUGGGUCUUGAGGGACUUUAUGUAACAUAGAUGUUUGUAGUGCUAUUGAUCAUGUGCCGGCAUCUCACCUAUACACUGACCAAGGGUUAAUUUCCAAAUUGUGUAUAUCAAAAUUUUUUCAGAUUACUACUAUCUACAAUCAGUCUUGAACAGUAACCAAUGUAACAUGCCUUUAGCUAGCCUUUACCAGAGCAUUAGUAGUCUGGGAGCAUGGUGGGCCAAGCAGUGCUGCUGUACAGAACAACAUAGAGUGCUGUUUUAGGUCUACAGAAGUUGUCUUUCACAAAGUGUCAAAUAUUUAUAUGUUCAUUGUUAAUUGGAAAUGGACGACUGUUGAGGUGAGGGCGUGGAGAGCUUCACUAUUUUCCACAGUGAUGAACAGGAGUGACCCUUUUUUAUAUUCUGCACUAUUUAGUUCCUCAUUUUGUUUCAUUAUGCUUUACUAGUUAAGUAUAAAAGACAUUUUACAUAUUUACAUUUUAUCAUGCAAGAAUGUUUCCUCAUUAUGGAGUGUAUAUAUCAUUAUCUUCAACAUCAUUAUGUUCAGUACAUACUAUAUGAUUAUUACUCAAUACUCUUGAAGAACAUGGAAUGAGGUUUGUUUGUCAACCUUCCCAGCACCACCAAAGGCCUGAGCAGUGAGCCGGGCAACAUUCAGUAUGUCAGUGAGUGCUACAAGGUACAUUGCUUUAGCCAUCUUCAUUUUUACACUUCAAUUUCACAUCAGCUGUCAUUCUUCAUUGCACAUUUACUCAGGUUCAGUUGCUAGUAUCAUGCUGAAUACUGUGUUAAGCUCAGUUGCUGCAAAUAUAUUGUAUAUAAGUAUGCGUGUGAGGAAGCCUGGCCAUGUGGUUCAAGCUUGUGUUGGUGAGGCCGUGCUGAGUCCUGGCACAGCCUCCCCACGGUAACAGUUCAUCAGUAGCAAGAGUAGCAUGGAAAUUGUAUUAGUUAUAAUAUUCCACUUAUCUCUCUCAUUGUGAUGAUAGGCUUAUAAAGAGUAAAGUUUAGGUACAGAGUAUUAAGGUCAUAUAAGUGAUAGUAGGGUAACCGGUGUUGUGUGGGUGGACCAGGUGGGUCACGGCAGGACACGGGUGCAGCGGCCAAGCCAGCCCUCGGAAACGGUGCUUAGGUGGCACUGCGCGUGUGCAUCUCUAGGUUGUUUGCACGGCUGCGUCUGGUAGAUGUCUGGUAGUAUUGUAACUAUGUACACUAUAGGCUAUUGGUUCUCUUGAAUUUGGUACCAUUUCUUCAUCAAUAUAGACACACUAUGUACAGAAAAAAUAUAUUAAAAACCAAACAAAUAUAUCUUUUUGGUAAAUAUAUGUAUAUACACAAAUUGUAAGUCAUGGUUUUGAAUGAAAACUAUUUUUUUUAUUUAUACUUUAGUUCAUAAAACUAUUGGGGUUAACUUGCAGACACUGGCACCCACUUCAUUCCAGCCUUCAUGUAGUGCUUCAAGAAUCUAUGGCAUGUUAGUAUAGCAGUUCCUGACCCUUCCAGUUUUGAAUACAUCUAAUGUUGAUGUUAAGGGGAUCACUUUUAUGCUAGUCACUCAUAUCGACCAAACUCAGUGAGGUGAUUCUAGGUAGCGGGCAGCCUCCCCUGGAGCCCUGGAGCCCGGCAGUCACACACCCCGGGCCCGCUGAGGGCGGUGCCAUACGUACUGUAGGCGUCAAGAGCGUUUGUCAUAUUUUGUAAACAUUUUGUACAUGGAGCAACUUUUAAGGGAUUUUUUAAGUACAUUCUACCCACGUAGAGGUUUUCUUGGGCCCUUAAUGACCCACUUCAUGGAGUGUGCAAUUCAGUCUUUGAAAUAAGAUUAUAUAAUAAUACUUUAAAAACUACCCAAAACUAUUUUAUAAUAAUUAUUCUGUAAGGUUGAAAAGUCAGGAAUAUCUUGAAACCAUAUUGUAAAUUUUUACUUAUAUUACUCCUAUUAGGGAGACAUUUUGAAAAUAUUUAAAUUGUAUACAUCUUAAUUACAGUAGAUCCGACUGGAUUACUUAAGUACACCAGCAAAUGAUGUGUACUGUGGACAUUUGCUAGUCAUGAGAUAGUGUCCUCUCAUCUGUGUGUGUUGAUAUCACUGUUUGUGUUGUAGUGGAGUGGACACGGCUGUUAAUACUGUGCGUGAGUGUGAGGAUCCCUGGUGCACCUCAUCCUGCCUGCCUCCCACCCUUCCCUCAUGGAUGUAGUCUGGCUACUCACUGUUCUCAGUGCAUUGACACUCAGCCCAAUUAGAGACACAAUUGAGUAUUUUACUUAAAAUAUGAGGUUUGUGGUGUCUGAAGGAAGGGUUAGCCCCUACCCACACAGUAGCCCAGCCACCACCAUCACCCUCCAUGGCCUCAUACUUACUGUAAUUCAUAAUUGAUACUCUAACUUGACCCAUAUUUGGUGUGAUUGAAUACUGUCUCUUGAAAAGUAUUAAAUCAUGUUUUCUUAGGGAAAAAAGAAUACAAGGUGGCUUCACAACAGGUGGUCAUUAUGUUCAAAGAGAUGUAUACAAAACAGUACAUUGUAUGUAGUAUAUAUUACUUAAAGGUCUGGCAGUUACUCAUUUCAUGUGUAAUUGAUUAUCAGAACCUAUAUCUUAUGCUAAAUCAUGUUAUACUACUUAAUUUUCUUCAUUACAUUUGCUCAGUAUUGGCUGCCCAACCCUUCAGUAUAAUGUAGUGUACUCUGUGGCUGUAGAUGGUUGUGAAUAGUAAGCCCAUACCUGCCUUCAACAAAUCGAUUCUUCCAUUUCUUCCCUCCCAUGGCCCCGCCCUCCCCCGCCUCACCCAUACCUUUCCCUGCCCCGCCUCAUGUCCAGCUCCUCCCCUCUUCCCCCCGCAGGCAUGUGCACGCAUCAGAGGUACACAGUGUUGCUGGAUUGCAUGUGUUGUCGAGGCAUAUUUUCACAGCUUCGUAUUUUGCACUUUUUUCCAUCGGUUGUCAGUUCUAUGUCUUGAUGCAAACAGUUCACACAAGUCAGCUGACUUUGUUUCUCUCUCUCUCUCUCUCUCUCUCUCUCUCUCUCUCUCUCUCUCUCUCUCCUGUGACCAUUACUCAGUCGUAGGAAUAAAAGAAUGAUGAAAAAAUAAACUUCGCUAUUUUAUCUUUCCCAAAACAUCAUAAUAAUUGUCAACCAUUUGGGGAGACUGGAUACACAACAUAUUUGUAAAGGCGCCUUUUGAAACAAGAGGGAUGAAAUGUUGGGUAAAAAAAAAAAAAAUCAAUCUUCAGUGCUCUCCAGAUUUUUUUUUUAUUUAUUUAUUUUUUUUUUAGCCUAGUGGGUUUAUACUAAGAAUCUCAAGCUUCGUGUUUAUAUCCAUCAGUAAUCUAAUGCUUUACCAGCUUGAAGGUAUCAUAAGAGACGGAGAUCAUUUAUUAUACCUGUUCUCUAACCACUCAGUGAUCUCCCGCGAUCACCCAGAAUUGUAUAUGAGUUUGUGUUAUGUUUAAAUGGACACACAGAGUUCAAAUGUUAUUAUGAACAAUAAAUCUUUAAUGAAA